AUGAACUUGCCAAAACCCAAGCGCCUCCGCCGCGCACCGCAGCGCAGCCUCCGGAGCUCCGACGGGGAAGACGGUGAGAUCGACAUCCUGGGAGAGGAGGAAGAUGAAGACGAGGAGGGAGAGGAAGACGAAGAGGCGGAGGAGAGCCAGCGGUUCCUAGCGCAGCUGCGGCCGCCGGGGACGCGGGAGGCGCGGCGGGGCGCGGGCGCGCUUCCCCGAGAGCCCCCCGAAGGCGGCGGCGCCCCGAGCGACUCCUCCAAGUUUGGCACCGAGUUCAGGGCAUCGAGCGGCCCUGCGGCGGCCUCUGGGGACGGCCCGCAGCCGGCGAAGCCCCCCUACUCGUACAUAGCGCUCAUCACCAUGGCCAUCCUGCAGAGCCCGCACAAGCGUCUCACGCUCAGCGGCAUCUGCGCCUUCAUCAGCGGCCGCUUCCCCUACUACCGCCGCAAGUUCCCCGCCUGGCAGAACAGCAUCCGCCACAACCUCUCGCUCAACGACUGCUUCGUCAAGAUCCCCCGCGAGCCGGGCCACCCGGGCAAGGGCAACUACUGGAGCCUGGACCCCGCCUCCCAGGACAUGUUUGACAACGGCAGCUUCCUCCGGCGCAGGAAGCGCUUCAAGCGCCACCACCCGCCGCCGGGAGUCCACCUGCACCACCCCCUGCCCCUGCCCGCCGCGCCCGCCGCCCUGCACGGCCCCUGCCCGGGCCUUCUGCUCGGGCCCCCCGCCCCGCCGCCCCCAGUCCCGGGGGCCUACCCCGCCGCCGCCGGCAGCCGCCCGUGCGCGCUGCUGCACCCUCACCCGCUUCGCUACCUGCUGCUGUCGGCCCCGGCCUGCGCGGAGACGCCCAGGAAAGCGCUGGGCGCCGACCUGGCCGCCGCCGGCGCGCUCCCGGCGUGCGGCCCUCUCUGCGCUCCCAGCCUUGGGAGGAGGGCAAGGGGCCGGCGGCGCCGCCGCGAGACCGAUGCACCCCCUUCAGCAUCGAGAGUAUCAUGCGAGGGGUCCGGGGAGGGGGCACCAGGGCCGGGCAGGGUCUGCCCCCGACCCCGUGGGGCUAUUGCCACCUGCUGCAGCGCCCGGCGGGCCUGCGGGACCGUUUCAGAGCAGCCCCAGCAGCAGGGCUGUACCAGCGGCGGCGCUCCGAGCGAGGGCGCUCUGCUGGGCCAACACCUGUCCGCCCCCGCGGCGCUGCUGGGGUGUCAGCCUGGAGCGGAAGGCUCCGGGCUGACCACGGUGGCCAGCCUUUCCGGCAGAGAGGGUAUCUUGCCAGCCUUUUGA
Odobenus rosmarus divergens (Pacific walrus) is the source of this 1278-nucleotide messenger RNA. It is a transcript of the gene FOXD4, whose product is annotated as forkhead box D4. The record is from RefSeq and is a predicted model, not a curated record. Gene Ontology annotation, biological process: cell differentiation; anatomical structure morphogenesis; regulation of transcription by RNA polymerase II. Gene Ontology annotation, molecular function: DNA-binding transcription factor activity, RNA polymerase II-specific; RNA polymerase II cis-regulatory region sequence-specific DNA binding. Lineage: Eukaryota; Metazoa; Chordata; Mammalia; Carnivora; Odobenidae.